Molecule: messenger RNA, 810 nt
Organism: Cucurbita pepo subsp. pepo (vegetable marrow)
Lineage: Eukaryota; Viridiplantae; Streptophyta; Magnoliopsida; Cucurbitales; Cucurbitaceae
Source: RefSeq, a predicted model, not a curated record
AUGCCACCCAGGACGCGAGGAGGGAGUACUAGGAGGCGAACCCCAGUUAGUGGUAGGAGCAGAAGGGGACGGGAUCCCAACCGCGAGGACACCGUGGAAGGGCCCGACGUAACGAUGACAUGCCCGCUGCUAGCGACACCCCAGCCCGCCCGAGACUCAGCAGUGGAAUUGGUAGACGUAUUGCGGAUUGUAGUACGAAACUUGUCCGAUGACCAACUGGCUAAUGACUCAGCCUCCACUAUGGAAGCCAGAUGCCUGCAGGAUUUUAAGAGAGGUGACCCGCAAACCUUCAAGGGAACUUCUGAUGACCCGGCAGAGGCACAGUUGUGGCUGAGUUCCAUAGAGAUCGUAUUUAGGCUGACAAACUGUCCCGAAGACCAAAAGGUGGAAUGCGCAGCAUUCAUGCUGCGUGCCGAUGCUCAAGUAUGGUGGCGCAGACCCACCAGCUUAUCAGACCCGGGGGGGGGGGAAANCUCAUGGACAAAAUUUAAGGAGGCCUUUGCAGUGGCGUACUACCCAGAGGACGUGCAGAAACGCAAGCAUCAGGAAUUCACUCACCUGAAGCAGAGAGGGCGUUCGGUUACUGCCUAUGCCAGAGAGUUCACCAAGUUGAAAUGCUUCGCCCCGGACUUGGUAGACACCGACUAUAGGAUGGCCUGCCGAUUUGUGCUAGGGUUGGACCGAAAGAUCCAUAACGUGGUUGAAGCGAUAGCACCUACGGCUUAUGCUGACGCGCUGAGAGUAGCGCGGGCCAUGGAGGGGACCGAUGGACCGAGCGAAUCCUACUCAUCGACCCAAAGACGAAAAUGA